Messenger RNA from Mobula hypostoma (lesser devil ray), 1221 nucleotides. Its product is annotated as mucin-5AC-like. Bases 121 to 1221 code for a protein of 366 amino acids. The record is from RefSeq and is a predicted model, not a curated record. The transcript has 10 exons. NCBI's taxonomy places the organism in Eukaryota, Metazoa, Chordata, Chondrichthyes, Myliobatiformes, Myliobatidae.
GGGAAAGUAGUCGUUGACCUGUCGCUGAGUCUGACACCACUCACAGCAGAGAGUGAGGAGGUUGUAGGUGGUCCCAUCUCCCUCCAGUUCACACAGCAACACCUCAUCGGGAGUCACACAAUGUCACCGGCUGAACUGAGGGUUGUGCUGCUGAUCCUGGGUUUUCUGGUCACAGACUCCACACUCGGUGAUCCGUGUGUAACCCACACCGUCCUGGAUCAGCCCUGGAGGAGCACGAAAUGUUCCAACACUGAGUGUACCGGUGGACAAUUGAUGGGUGAUGGAAAUCUUGAAAUGGGAUGGUACAGAUUUAACAGUUCCGGAGGAUGGAAGAUUCCUGAGUCGGUCAUUCCACAUUCUCGCUGCUCCGGGGAGCACUCAGGCUGGUUAAACGGUCCCCAUCCCAACGUGGGAGCGGGAGAGGUGACCAGGACCGUCUGCUUCACCGGGCCUCAAUACACCUGUUACUGGAGACGGGAGAUCAAGGUGAAAAACUGCUCCGGUUACUUUGUGUAUUGGCUGUGGAACGCACCCUCAAGCAAUGCUGUGUACUGUACAGAACCUAUGUCGGACACAAGUCGGGAACGCCAGGGAUUGGUAACUGGAGAGCCUGGUCCAGGGUUGACCACCAGCCCAGCAGGGUCUGUGAGCUCAGGUACAGAUUCCCAGUCAGACACAACUUGGGAAGCCCAGGAAACAAUGACAGGAGAGCCUGGUCUGGGUUUGACCACCAGCCCAGCAGGAUCUCUGAGCUCAGACUUGGAGGCUUCCACACUGGAACAGUCUACAGGAUUGUCUACUGGAGAGCACACCCAGGAACUGUCCUCUGUCCCAGCGGGAGACACAUCCUCAGACCUGGAGGUUUCCACAAUGGAUCAGCCCGAUGGAUCAUCUACAGGACAACCCACCCCAUCACCAUCCUCUGUUUCAAUGGGAGAGACAUCUUCAGACCUGGAGGUUUCCACAAUGGAUCAGCGCGAUGAAUCAUCUACAGGACAACCCACCCCAUCACCAUCCUCUGUCUCAGUGGGAGAGACAUCCUCAGGACUACAGCGUGGACAUUGCGGCUCUCCAGGAGUCCCGACUCGCUUUGUGAAGAGAAAGGAGGAUACACAUUCUUCUGGUGUGGCAGGCCCGAAGAAGAACGAAGAGAACCUGGUGUGCGCUUGGCUAUCAAGAACUGCCUCGCAGCAAAGCUACCAACCCUGCCUGUUGCUGUAA